Molecule: messenger RNA, 830 nt
Organism: Vitrella brassicaformis
Lineage: Eukaryota; Vitrellaceae
Source: the annotation of a GenBank genome assembly
CUAACCGAUGUUGAAUCGUUCGAUGGAAAUCCAUGCGACGAAGGGGUGGCUGCUGUUGGUGAGUACCAGCCGGCAGUCACCAUCCCAGUGGCCCCCGCUGAUUGUGGUUGUGCAUCCGGCCACUGGUGUGUGUGGCGACUCGGUGAGGAGGCGAUUUACACGGCCGCCACCGACACCCCUGAACAGACAGACACCAACAAACGACUUGUGGUGUGCCCCUUCCAACCCCAUUGAGGCCGUUGAUGCCGUGUGUCACCUGUUAAGUGCAGUCGACGUGACAUUGAUGUGGUGAGUAUUCCUGAAGUGGUCGAGGAUCUUGUCCUUGGCAAAUGACGAAACUGACGCAUCGAUGCGCCCUUGGCCGCCACCGCUCGACACCCAUCGGGCCCGAUAGCGAUCUGAGGGGGUCCUCCAGACGCUGCCGAUGCCGUUCCGCACCGGUGGGUCGUGUGGCUGUCUGUGCUGCUGGUACAGGUGGCCGACAGGGAGGGGCGGGUCGACCUGCAGCUCGAAGCCGGGCUCGUCGACGAUAGCCCGCACCUCACCAUUGCCGAGGUGGAACAGCUGCAGGCAAGUGCCGUCACUGAAGUGAAAGUGGCGGCCGACCAUCUUCAGCUGCGCCAACACACGGGAAGCCGACACAUACGCCUACACACGACCACACACACAGACACACAGAGAGAAUGAGGCCCUCUCCCGUCGUCCCGUCCCCGCCCGUCUGUUUGCUGGCUCACCGAUAUGUUUGUGUGUGUGUUGAUGUCAGCCCCACUGAGGGUCACAGGCAGCUCACAGUUGCCGCACUGCCCCGCCAGCUCAAUCACCUCGGCCAU